ACACUGUUGUCUAUAAUCAUAAUCUGUUGUCAGUUCACCUACGCAAAGUUAUGUUGUAAUUUCCAAAAGUAGGUUAUUUCACCUUAAGGGUUAUUUCUUAAUGUUUGUUUACUGAACAACUAAUAUGUAGAAAAACUUUUUGACCUAUAAAUAUAAAAGUUUAUUUCCUCAAAACAAUGGGUGUUAGUUUUUCUGCAAAUAAGAUAGUGUCUAGUGUUACAGAUUAUGUAUCAGGAGUAAAACGUAAACGAGAAAAUACUGAAGAUGAAGAAAUUCAAAAAAUUAUUGACAUAGCUUUACAUACACCUAAAAGGAAAAAGUUAGAGAGUACUACUAAAUACAUAUAUCAAGCCUUAUUUGAAGAAGGAAAGAAUUCUGAUGUAACAGUUUGUGCCUUGGAUGAGGAGUUCUACCUCCAUAAAAUAUAUUUAUCACAAAGCCCUUAUUUUGCAAGUAUGUUUGGGGGAUCUUGGAACGAGUCAACAAAAAACUACAUCAAUAUUGAUGUAGUGAAUCCUCUCAUAACAGUUGAAUCUCUGAGAGUUGUCUUUGGAUCACUAUAUGAUAACGAAAUAAUUUUGAAUCCGCUUAGUAUUGUUCCCAUAAUAGCCACUGCUACUAUGUUCCAAUUAGAAACACUCAUUGAAAAGUGCACAGAAGUUAUGUUAGAAACAAUUAAUCCAAAGACAUCACUGGAUUAUUAUAAUGCAGCUUGUCAGUACGGUGUUAUAAAACUACAAGAAGUGUGCUUCAAGUGGUUCUUGGUGAAUCUUAUGACUUAUUACUUUACCCAUCCUCUCACAAACUUGAAGACUAUUCCUAUUGAUUUGAUGGAAAAGUUGAUAUCUCACCCAGACCUCUUUGUAAUGCAGACAGAGUACUCUAUAUACGUUAUGUUAAAGUAUUGGAUGUAUCUGCGUAUGAAUGACGAAUGUCCAGUUCAGGAAAUAUCUAGUAAAACAAUAAAUACUUAUUUUUCAUCAAGAAAAGGUGAGCUUCCCUUCCUUCUCUCCAAUGAAGGAAAAAAAUUCGCGCCAGCUUUCAGAGGUCUGAGGUUACAUAAUUUAUUAUCACAAAAACAGGAUAUAGAACUUAUAUUUCAAGAUAACAUAAUCCCUCAGUUUUGGAUAAAUCCGAUAGUAAUGCAACAAUGGAAAGAUGUCCUGCGAGUUGAUCAAAAUGAAGAUAAAGGUCCUAAUAAUAUAGAGAAUGAAUUCUUCUUGCACAAUAGUUUGAGAUGUGGUAGAGUACUCAAAGUGAAGGAGAGACAUGUAUGGAGGUGGACAGGCUUCCAUUUUGGUAUGGAUUUAAUAAUGUUUACAGAUGGGGUAACAUUAUCUAUUAAACGUAAUAAUAGAUCUGAAUAUGGCCAGUUGUUGAGCCUACAGAGUACAAGAUAUGUCGUUAUAAGGGUAACAGUUGCAAAACUGAAUGAACAAGGCCAGAUUGAAUAUAGCAAAGAAACUGAGAUUUUGAACAUAGCUCUGACAAAGGGAGAAGAGUAUGAAUUGUUGAAAUUAGAUGAGAGUUUAGAAUACCCAAUAAUAAUAUCUGCUAAUAUUCAAUACACAUCGCCUGAUGUUGUGUCAUCAGAAGGAAAGCAACUAAGUAUAACACAAGUGGUGCCUUGAAUUUUCGUCUUCAAAUUCCAGCUAUCAAGGAAACGUUCUUGAUCAUGGUGUUCACUUUUUCAUUAUUGCAUUUGAAAACAUUCCGAAAUAAAUAUGGUCUUCUUGAAAUGAAAUAAUAUGGAGCAUGCAGAUUCAAAUUUACCUUUUGAAGUAUUUAAUUCAAACCAUAAAUUUACCAAUGGUCUGACUGGAUAUUUGAGACAAGAUUCUUUACCUAUAAUUAUUAUUGUAAUGUAUUAUAUUGUGUACAUUGUUUUUCGCAAUUUGUUAUCAAAUAAACAUUUUUCUAUAGAAAUUUAUAUUAUAAUGAUAAUAAUAUAAUUCUACUUUAUAUUUUAUAAUAUUUUUGCGACUUUAGCUACAUGUUAAUCAAAUUAUCCAUGAGAUUUUUUUCAGUAUAGGAUUUUGUUUAACUCUUUUUCUUAUCCCUUGUAGCGAAACGGACUGAUUUUUCUUGAUGAGGGUUAUUUCUUUGAAGAUAUCGACAUGAAUGGUUCUAUUUUUUGACUUGGUAUAUUAUAAAAUUUUUUUUUUAUGAAAUUUUUCCAUAUAAGUAUCGUAAUAAUGAUCAGUAGUUUGUUACCAAUAUAUUGUUUAUUGUACACUAAAAAUAAUCUCUAAUUUUUUUUGUUAGCAAAAUUUGAUGAAAUUUUAUUUUGUUAUGGGCAAAUGUUUAAAAUUUAUUAUUUUCUUCAGAUAUAUUUGUGAUUAUAUAAUUUUUGUUACUAAUGCUAGUCAUGAUCAAUUAAAACUCGAAUUAUAUUAUA
Harmonia axyridis is the source of this 2398-nucleotide messenger RNA. RefSeq names its product protein germ cell-less. The coding region runs from base 177 to 1631 and encodes 484 amino acids. The transcript has 7 exons. Gene Ontology annotation, molecular function: protein binding. Gene Ontology annotation, biological process: germ cell development. The record is from RefSeq and is a predicted model, not a curated record. Lineage: Eukaryota; Metazoa; Arthropoda; Insecta; Coleoptera; Coccinellidae.